Molecule: messenger RNA, 1865 nt
Organism: Venturia canescens
Lineage: Eukaryota; Metazoa; Arthropoda; Insecta; Hymenoptera; Ichneumonidae
Product: neprilysin-2-like
Exons: 6
Coding region: 177-1823 (548 amino acids)
Biological process (GO): proteolysis
Cellular component (GO): plasma membrane
Molecular function (GO): metalloendopeptidase activity
Source: RefSeq, a predicted model, not a curated record
UUUCUUUGAACUUUUCACUCAUUAUUGCAGUCGUUUUUCUUUGUUCAUUUUUACUCCACUUUCUUUCGGUUUUUUCUGGAUUUUAUGGUUGGAUCUUUCGACUUGAUUGAUCAGAAUGGGAGGACGACAGCGAGGAAAGGCUUCAAGCGCAGCAAGACACUUUCGAGGUUGCUACCAUGUGGCAGAACAAUUCAAGAAUUCAAUGGAAUACGACGGAUUUCAGUCGUACCGUUGUCAGUUCAUACUUGUUCGAAUUCAGGACAAGCAGAGACAUUACAAACAUAACCAAUUGGGUUUACGAGCUGGAGAUUUUGGAUCCGCAAAUUCCCUGGAGCUAUCUCAACGAUGGCACAAUAAAUAAAAAAGUUGAAGCUUAUAGAGCUUACAUAUUUCAAAUUUUGUAUUAUCUCGACGUCGACGAUGUUUUGGAGGAGGCUGAAAUCGAAGACAUUUUUUUGUUCGAUUUGGAAUUGGCUAAGAUCGUAUUUCAGAAGAACGAGAAUUUCGACAUGAAUCGUCACUACACCAGGAUGAGCGUAGGGCAACUCGAAAUAAAAUAUCCGGAAUUACACUUGAAAGAAAUGUUAAAUGAAGACGAUGAUAAAAUAGUCCAAAUGAGCAUAGACGCGGACGUUUUGCUCAAGCUGGAAGAAUGGAAGCUGAAAAAAUCGAAAAGAGCUUUGGCUAAUUGGGUCCAAUGGCGAUGCACAGUAAACAAAAUCAACGAAUUAGAUUCAUACGUCACUCAUAGCACGAAAAUGUUUCUUUACACUCUUUACAACGGUGAGAUAAAAAAAGAUAAGUGGAGGAGCUGCGUUCAAAAAGUUCGCGAGACUCAUCCGUUCUUGCUGGACGUCUUAUACUAUGGGCAAUAUCUGAGUGACAGUCUUGUAAAAGAUACGACAGAGAUGUUCACCAACGUCAGAGACCAAUUCAUCGGGUUCUUAGAAAAGGCUGAAUGGAUGGGGAAUGGCACCAAAGAACAGGCUCUUGAAAAAAUCAGGAAAAUAAAACACAAUCUUGGUGCUCACGAAAUGUAUAUGCUCGACAGAAAAUCAAAUACGUCUUAUGAAGACUUUCGAUUCGCAUACGGUUUAUUAGCAAAAAAUAGAGCAAAUAUAACGAAAAUUACAAUGCAUUUGAGUGAGUCGACAAACGACAGCGACGAGAGCAGGCCAACAGACAAUUUCUUGCUACAAGAUGCCACAUAUUUUGAGCUCUACUUAUCAAUGGUUUUUGGUGCCACCGUCUAUACCGAUCCUUACUACAAUAUCGAUCACCCAAAAGCUCUGAAUUACGGAGCUCUCGGGUAUGUGUUGGGUCACGAAUUGGCGCACAGUCUCGAUGACCAUAACAGGCACGUGGACAUAAAUGGUAACCUUAAUCCGUGGUGGGAUUCACAGAGUAAUGAGACGUUUGUUGAACGCAUUAAGUGCCUCGUCGAACGGUACAAAGAAUCCGGGAUUGAGGAGCUUGGUCUUGAUCUGAAUAGUUUCGCAUCUCGGAAUGACGACAUUGCGGAUCACGUCGGUGUCACAGCAGCAUACUUCGCGUAUGACAAAUGGAGGAAAGAAAACGAGCCUGAGAAAAAAUUGCCUGGGCUCGAUUAUUCACCGAGGCAAUUGUUUUGGAUCGCUCAUGCCAACAGCCACUGUUCGAAAUACCAACGAAAAUUAUUCAGAGAUUUGUAUCUUUUGGCCGAACACUCCCCACCGAAACUUCGAGUCAACGUGCCCCUGUCAAAUAUGCCAGAAUUUUCACGAGAUUUCAAAUGCAGUUCUUAUUCUAAAAUGAAUAAUGUGAAAAAAUGUAGCGUAUGGUGAAGUUUCGCCAUUUUUCGUGGUGUUUCAAAUGAGAGUUUAAAA